AUGGCGGAGCUGAUGGGGCAGCGAGGAGCCGGCAAGGGUCAAACCCCGGUGGAGCAAGAGGAGCGAGAAGCUCAGGAGAGGGAUGCUGAGGAUCAAAGACAGGCUAUGCUGGCAAGCAUUAUGCAACCUGAAGCCAAACAGAGGCUGGCACGCAUCGCCCUGGUGAAGCCUGACAAGGCACGUGGAAUAGAGAACAUGCUGCUGAUGCAGGCCCAGACUGGAAGGCUCACCGAAAAGAUCUCAGAAGGGCAGUUGAUCCAGCUUCUUGAGCAGGUCAAUCAGAGCACCAAGGACAAGACAAAAGUCACCAUCCAACGCCGCAAGAAUGUACUCGAUGACGACGACGAUGCUGACUUUUAG
Ostreobium quekettii is the source of this 360-nucleotide messenger RNA. NCBI's taxonomy places the organism in Eukaryota, Viridiplantae, Chlorophyta, Ulvophyceae, Bryopsidales, Ostreobiaceae. The record is from the annotation of a GenBank genome assembly.